This is a messenger RNA of Oncorhynchus nerka (sockeye salmon), 8339 nucleotides long. RefSeq names its product phosphatidylinositol-4,5-bisphosphate 3-kinase, catalytic subunit alpha (gene pik3ca). Bases 1433 to 4741 code for a protein of 1102 amino acids. The transcript is spliced from 20 exons. Lineage: Eukaryota; Metazoa; Chordata; Actinopteri; Salmoniformes; Salmonidae. Gene Ontology annotation, molecular function: 1-phosphatidylinositol-4-phosphate 3-kinase activity; 1-phosphatidylinositol-3-kinase activity. The record is from RefSeq and is a predicted model, not a curated record. Gene Ontology annotation, cellular component: cytoplasm; phosphatidylinositol 3-kinase complex, class IB; phosphatidylinositol 3-kinase complex, class IA. Gene Ontology annotation, biological process: phosphatidylinositol 3-kinase/protein kinase B signal transduction; cell migration; phosphatidylinositol-mediated signaling.
AUGUUUUACUGACUGGCCGUCAUAUAAUUGAAGCUAAUGCAUUUGAACAAAACAUAAUUGGUAGGCUUCAUGCCUGUGUAUCUUAUUUUUGAUCAUGCAAUUUCAUUGCAACUGAUAGCUAUGGUAAAAUUGUAGACUGUUUAAAAAUAAAACACAAAAUUCAUCAUGGUUGCUAUAGCGAAAUCUGCUGUCAAGUCGUAGGUAGCCUAAAGUCUGGCGCUGCAUGAUCGAAUGUACACAGCUUGCGCCGCGGAACACCCGCUGGAACACCCUUGGAACCCCGCUGACACAUCCGCUGGAACACCCGCUGGAACCCCGCUGGAACCAAGCAUGAGAAGGUGUUGGAAGCUAGCUAACGCGAGCUGUUAGCCAACGAGGUCAUAUCGUAGACAUGUCUUGAGAAUGGCACUGUGCUGAUAGGUUACCUACCAAUCAGCAGAAAACAACACUGGAGAUCAGAUGAUCUGAAACAUGAAGGGUGAGGGUUUUAACACAAGAUAAGACCAGCUCUUUUAAGGUAGGAAGCAACAUUGAUUUGUCAAUUUUUCAAUCAAAUAUUCAUAUUUUUCCCCCUUUUGUUAACGAGUCCACAUUAGGUAGAUAAAGUGUGGUACUGAGUUUCUAUAUCUUCUGUCUAUAUCCUCAGCCAUACAUGUUUCUGUAUUCAAAUAAACUAGGUUUAGUGUUUCCUUUAUCCACAUCCUGUUUGAAGAAGCUUCCUCAUUUGCCUUACAUCCUGAUGACAAGACUGGAUGCCUUUCAUAUCGAACAGACCAUGGCUGUUUUCCUAGUUGUUAUUGUUAGCUGCAUGUUUACUGACAUUAAUGAUGUUAGACAGUGAUAGCAGAAAAAGUUAAGUGCCUUGUAUAGCACAUGUUGUUGCACUCUCAGGGAAAGGGAAAACUCUGGUAUUUGGUCACAAAUGUCAUUGGCUCUCGCUGUAUGUGGAGGAGAAAUAACUUGACUCCCGGAGACAGAAAUGCUUCUGUCUGUCAUAUGACUGACUGAGUAGGCUAGAUCAUCAUGGACAUCGAUGGAAAUAAACAUGAUUUAUCAUCACAGUUAUCAUAACAUCGGCUAGUUUGUCAUUAGGUGUAGUGUUUUGAUGGGUCAGUUUCCACUGGUGAAUUGUGGCUAGUUCCUAUUCUGUCUAGUAGGGGUGAGGGCAAGAGGGUCUUAGGGUGGCAGGUAGACUAGUGGUUAGAGUGUUGGGCCAGUAAGCUAAAGGUCUCAAGUUCAAAUCCCUGAGCUGACAAGGUGUCUUGGGGAGAGUGGGAUAUGCAAAAAUAAAUAAUUACUAUUCACGUGUGUAUUAAUACACACUUGUACAUGUGUGAAAUAGGACAAAUAUAAGCGCCCACCAAAUUAUUAUAAAUUAAAAUUAACUACAGUCACACGACAGCAAGAGGCGGGACUGCAUAUAGUCUACUGUAUGAUGUUUUUCUUCCAUAUAAUUCUAAUGCACUGUUACUCUUUUCCACUUCAGGAGAUAAGGAACUAUUUUCUAUUAACUUUGUGUGUGAGGACUACAGAAAUGCCUCCUAGACCUUCUUCUGGUGAAUUAUGGGGCAUCCAUUUGAUGCCCCCCCGGAUCUUUGUGGACUGCUUGUUGCCAAACGGGAUAAUCCUGACCCUCGAGUGCCUCCGUGAGGCUACGCUCAUCACCAUCAAACAUGAAGUGUUCAAGGAGGCCAGGAAGUACCCCCUGCAUCACCUACUACAGGAGGAGACCUCUUACAUAUUUGUCAGUGUUACGCAGGAGGCAGAACGAGAAGAGUUCUACGAUGAAACUAGGAGACUAUGUGAUCUCAGGCUCUUUCAGCCUUUUCUGAAGGUCAUCGAACCAGUUGGUAACCGAGAGGAGAAAAUUCUGAACAGAGAAAUUGGAUUCGCCAUUGGUAUGCCUGUUUGCGAGUUUGACUUAGUAAAGGACCCUGAGGUGCAGGACUUCAGGAGGAAUAUUCUUAACGUCUGUAAGGAUUCAGUAGAACUCCGAGAUGCCAAUGGACCCCAUAGUCGGGCUUUAUAUGUCUACCCUCCCAAUGUUGAAUCGACACAAGAACUUCCAAAGCACAUCCAUGGCAAACUGGACAAAGGUCAAAUCAUUGUAGUGAUCUGGGUGAUUGUCUCACCCAACAAUGACAAGCAGAAAUACACCCUGAAGAUCAACCAUGAUUGUGUGCCAGAACAGGUGAUAGCUGAGGCCAUCAGGAAGAAGACCAGGAGCAUGCUGUUGUCCCCUGAACAACUCAAGAUGUGUGUGCAAGAGUACCAGGGCAAGUACAUCCUCAAGGUGUGCGGCUGUGACGAGUACCUCCUGGAGAAAUUCCCCCUGAGUCAAUAUAAGUAUGUGAGGAGUUGCAUCAUGCUUGGCAGGAUGCCCAACCUCAUGCUGAUGGCGAAGGAUAGCCUUUAUUCUCAGUUACCCAUGGACAACUUCACCAUGCCCUCGUACGCCCGGCGCAUCUCCACCGCCACCCCGUACAUGAACGGAGAGUCCUCCACCAAGUCUCUGUGGACCAUCAACGGAACCCUGCGGAUACGAGUGCUCUGUGCCACAUACGUGAAUGUGAACAUUCGGGAUAUAGAUAAGAUUUAUGUGCGAACCGGCAUCUACCAUGGAGGGGAGCAGAUGUGUGACAACGUGAACACGCAGCGUGUGCCAUGCUCUAAUCCCAGGUGGAACGAGUGGCUGACCUACGACAUGUACAUUCCCGACAUCCCCCGGGCGGCCCGCCUCUGUCUCUCCAUCUGCUCUGUGAAAGGCAGGAAAGGGGCGAAGGAGGAGCACUGUCCGCUGGCGUGGGGGAACGUCAACCUGUUUGACUACACUCACACCCUGGUCUCUGGUAAAAUGGCUCUGAACCUGUGGCCUGUACCCCACGGCCUGGAGGACCUACUCAACCCCAUCGGAGUCACAGGCUCCAACCCCAACAGGGAAACUCCUUGUCUAGAGCUGGAGUUUGACUACUUCAGCAGUCCUGUCAAGUUCCCAGACAUGACCACCGUGGAGGGACAUGCUAACUGGACCAUAUCCAGGGAGCUAGGUUUCAGCUACUGCCAAUCAGGCCAGAGUAACAGAGUGGCGCGAGACCACGCCUUAACGGACAGUGAUAACGAGCAGCUGAGACAGGUGUGCAACCGAGACCCCCUGUCUGAGAUCACAGAGCAGGAGAAGGACUUCCUCUGGAGGCACAGGCACUACUGUGUAAAUAUACCCGAAAUCCUGCCCAAGAUCCUGCUGGCUGUGAAGUGGAACUCCAGAGAUGAAGUAGCACAGAUGUAUUGCCUUCUGAAGGAUUGGCCAGCAAUAAAACCAGAGCAAGCCAUGGAGCUGCUGGAUUGUAACUAUCCAGACCCAAUGAUCCGUGACUUUGCUGUUCGGUGCCUUGAGAAGUACUUGACCGAUGAUAAACUCUCUCAGUACCUCAUUCAGUUGGUCCAGGUUCUGAAAUAUGAGCAGUACCUUGAUAACCCACUGGUACGAUUUCUACUGAAAAAGGCCUUGACUAACCAAAGGAUAGGACACUUCUUUUUCUGGCACUUAAAGUCUGAGAUGCACAAUAAGACGGUGAGUCAGCGGUUCGGCCUGCUGCUGGAGUCCUACUGCCGGGCGUGUGGCAUGUACCUGAAGCACCUGAGCAGACAAGUGGAGGCCAUGGAGAAACUCAUCAACCUCACCGACAUUCUCAAACAGGAGAAGAAGGACGAGACUCAGAAGGUGCAGAUGAAGUUUCUGGUGGAGCAGAUGAGGAGGCCAGACUACAUGGACGCCCUGCAGAAUUUCACCUCCCCCCUCAACCCUGCACACCAGCUGGGAAACAUACGGCUUGAGGAGUGCAGAAUCAUGUCAUCUGCCAAAAGACCACUGUGGCUCAACUGGGAAAACCCUGACAUCAUGUCCGAGCUCCUCUUCCAGAAUAAUGAGAUCAUAUUCAAAAACGGAGACGACCUGCGACAGGACAUGCUAACACUUCAGAUCAUCAGAAUCAUGGAGAACAUUUGGCAGAACCAGGGUCUAGACCUCAGGAUGUUGCCGUACGGCUGCAUGUCUUUAGGUGACUGUGUGGGGCUGAUCGAGGUGGUGCGGAGCUCUCACACCAUCAUGCAGAUCCAGUGUAAAGGUGGCUUGAAGGGGGCGCUACAGUUCAACAGCUCAACACUACACCAAUGGCUCAAAGACAAGAACAAGGGAGAGAUGUAUGACCUUGCCGUUGACUUGUUUACGCGAUCCUGUGCUGGGUAUUGCGUGGCGACUUUCAUCCUAGGCAUCGGUGACAGACACAACAGUAACAUAAUGGUGAAGGAUGAUGGGCAGCUUUUUCACAUAGAUUUUGGCCAUUUUUUGGAUCACAAGAAAAAGAAAUUUGGCUACAAGCGAGAGCGAGUUCCGUUUGUCCUAACUCAAGACUUCUUGAUUGUGAUCAGCAAAGGGACCCAGGAGUGCACGAAGACCAGAGAGUUUGAGAGAUUUCAGGAGAUGUGCUAUAAGGCCUACUUGGCCAUUCGUCAGCAUGCCAACCUCUUCAUCAACCUGUUCUCCAUGAUGCUGGGCUCCGGGAUGCCCGAGCUCCAGUCCUUCGAUGACAUCGCCUACAUCCGUAAAACCCUGGCCCUGGACAAGACUGAGCAGGAGGCCCUGGACUACUUCAUGAAGCAAAUGAAUGACGCCCACCAUGGCGGCUGGACCACCAAGAUGGACUGGAUUUUCCACACCAUCCGCCAGCACGCGCUUAACUAAGUCCAGGCAGGACAUCCGCCAGCCCUGCCCGGCCAAACACACCAGCCAGCUGUGAGUGGAACAUCCAAACCUCAUGAACUAAUGGGUGAUGCUUGACUAUCCUAUCGAGCACUUAACAAUCCAGAGUGAUUUUCGUUUUUUUUUUUACUGUAUUGGUUUUCCCUGCAGAAACUUACCAACUAACUCGCCUUGUCUAAAACGGUAGUUUUUUUGCCUGUAAUAUUUUUUUUAACCUUUUGUGUGUGCUUUUUUCUUCUAAUAUAAAUCUUCCCUCGUUCCUUUCCUUUUUGUAAAAGAGAAGAGUUUGCCGUCCCCUUUACAGGGUCACGUGUAUAGAUGUCUUCCUGUAACGUUAAUGCCUUUUUAAUAUGCACGGAACAUCCCAGAAAAAAACGGUAUGAAUUCAGUCAUUUUUAGAUGUACAGCCUACUCCACCUGUUGUAAAAACUUUAAAAAAGAUAACCCCCUGAAAGGCAGCACCUUGAGUGUUACAUUGUGGCCCAAUAGCUCUAUUGGCUGGUCAUUUCUGGCACCACAGUUUUUAAAUCCAUUGUCAUACUCCUUCCUUUGGCAUCAUAUUUAGCAGUAACAGCAGAUUAUAUUUUUAGAAACCUAUACAUGUAUACCUCUGCAUGUGUAUACACACACACUGUGGGCCCAGCCUGUGAUACUAUGAUAAAGUACAGCAGUACAGAAAGUAAUGAAUGCACUGUCAAGAAAACCUUGCAGUUUAAAAAUGAAGCCUUAAUGUAGUUGACGUACAAUGAGCAAGGGCUGGAUUUCUCCCUCUUGUGUCUUGGAGGUCAAUGGUAAAAUACCUCUGUUGCUCAGUGAGACGUCAUCAUAAUGAAUGUUGAGAAGUGCAUUAAGCUAGACAGACAUAGUCACCUCGUGAAACUGAUGCUUUCAUCAUGCAUGUCAGUAGUGCAGUUGGAUUGUGAACUAUACGAAUGUUACAGUGCUAUGUGUUGGCAUGGGGAGAAUCAGCAGUACAGUAUGUGAACAUAAAACUAUUUGUACAUGUUGGAAAGUGGAUGAAGGCUGUCCCAAGGCAGCUAGUCAGUGUUGUUUGUGUGGGCACCCCUCCCUCUCUCUGUGUGGAGUGGACCCCUCUGAUUAUUCUUUAUUAUGAGUAAACCUUUUGAUAAUUGUUGGACCUAGGCAACUCUGAAUAGGAGCUGUGGGAAAGGUUUCUAUUCCAUAAUGGCUUCUCAAAGUCCAAACCCCUUUCAAAUGAAGGACAUUAAUUUGGGGUAAAAACCCUGUAUUCUCAUUCUCCAGCGUAACUCUGUGAUCUAUGCUGUUGAGAAAUAAGGUGGCAUUUUAAAGAAGUGUCUCCUUUAUGGCAGAUUUUCCCCAACCUAAGAAAAAAUACGCACUUUUGUUUUCCCUUUUCAAAUAUGUUUUGUUGAUUCAAUGAAAGCCAAAGUUAAGUCUCUAAUGUUGUGUGAAUCGCUCAAUGGUUAUCUGCAUUACUAUAAAAAGCCUAAGGACUAACGCAUGCAUAUAUUUGCCUCUAUAUGUAUCAGUUAUGUUAUGAGGAAAGGGGCAUGUAGUGAACAAGUGUUGUGACCAGAGGUUAUAGGAUUUUGGUGUUUAGAUUGUAAACUGUCUUUUUAAACUACCAGAAAAAAAUUAGGGACACUUGUGCCUGCUUAGUAUUUCAGAAUUCUAACUCUCAAAUACAACAUGUCACAAUUAAUAUUUCUAAUACCCUAGAGGUAAUAUACUUGACAUGGCUUUAAACUGCAUUAUAAAUGCCUAUGUUUGCAAAUGUUGUCUCAAAGUAGACCUUUCCUCCUAAAGAUAUAGCCUGGGAAUGAGGUUCUCUAAAGUAUACUAUUGUGGUGGUAUUCCAGACUUCAUAUGCAUUCAUGAUAUGGGAGUAGUCUUCUGAAAACAUAUUGUUCCCUUAUGCAGUAAACCAAUCAACUGGUAUAGAGAUCGACAGUUGCUGAUGCAGGUGGAUUUUGCACUUUUUUAACGCCUUUGGUCCUACAGUAGUUUGAGUGCAGGUCUUUUUUAAGCAUAAGCAAUAGUAUCCCUUUCUAUCUGAGAUUUGUCAGAUGCAUUAGACGCUUAUAGUAGUCACCAGCCUUUUGUUAGCUCUUCAAAUGCCAUUAAUUGCAUGGUUGUAUUAACUUUGUGUGUGUGUGUGCAUUAAUAUGGAUCUGUACAGGUUAUAGAUUUUCUUGGGCUGGACCCAUUUAAAAGCCCAUUCAUAAUGUCAAUGUAAUACAGUGAGUGUGGUAAAUGCUUUGUAAACCUUUUCCACUUGCUGAACAGCACCAGGGAAGAUAUUGUGAUGCUGUACUUGAAACAUCAUUUGUUAGAAAAGAUAACUUUUCAUGUUUCAGCUUCAAAAGUUUUACUUGAAAUGUAAUUGUUCUGAACCAUGUUUGUAUGUUGAAAACAAAGCUGUCAUAGCCAUGUGGUAUAUAGCACUGAGGGUUAGCACAGGCAAAUCCAUACCGAUUGUGAAUGUUAACAUUUGGUCAUCUUACAAGUCUCUUUACAGUUGGAGAUUCUAAAAUACGUGUUGACUUGGGCCAUACGAUGAUGUAGAAGGAAAUAACCAAUUUAAUGUGUAAAUGAUGUAAACAAUUUGUUAUUUAAGAAAAGGUUCAAGUGUCAUUUUUUUGUUUUACUGAAACGUCUGGAGUGGUUAAAUCUCUUCAUUUAAUACAGGUUUAUAGACGUAUUGAAUUGUAUUUUUCAUAUAUUUUGUCAUUACUAUCAACAAAGCUACUAUGAUUGUAUUAUUACACAGCCAUCCUGCAUGAGUUUGUUAAAAUAAUAUACUUUUAUUUAUUCUGCUAAGCAGCUAUAAAGAAAGUUUGGCACUAGGAACAACUAAUAAUAAUCCAACCUCUAACCCAUGACAUACUGUACUUGCAUUAUCAAAUACAGUAUUCUUUGUUUCUGUUUGCUUCUAAGUUAAAUACUUGCAUUGUAUCCAGACUGACUACAAUUAUUUGAGUGUUACGUAACAAUGUACAAAUAAACUUCUCAGUUACAGUAAGUACUUACUUACUUUUGUGGAUAGUAUGUUGCUUUACAGAAUAACACAGCACCCAGCACAAUUUCAUACAUUUAGUUAUUUAUUUUUAGUAUCAAAUUGCCAAACAGUUAAUAUGUACUUUGACAAAUUUGAGGAAAUGCAAAAGUAAGAUUGAACUGCAUUGUCAAAAAGAGAAUAAAAUGAUUAUUUUUUUUAUUUCAAAUCAGCAGGUGUGCUUAUGAUACAAAUGCAUUAUACAGCAUUCACUUAUUUUUUCCCCAGCAAGUCUAAAUCACUAAAGCACCCCUCUACCACUGUCGGGGGUGUUGUGCUUUUCUCCUGUGCAGGGCUGGGGAUUGUUAGAGGGACUAACUGCGUCCAGGGCUUGGAGGGGCAGUGGAAAGGGCUCUCUGCAGUAGUGAUGGGGGGCAUGGCUGGCUCUGGGUCUCUGCUAGCUGUGGUGACAGCAGUCAGGCUGAGCUCCUGAGACUCUUCUAAAGACUCCUCUUUCGCUGAAGCAGUUGAGGCUGGAGUUGCUUCGGCAAAAUUGUUGAAGUUCCUCAAGGGAGACCAUCCAGGAGGCCUUCUUCUAAAGAC